UGUUCAUGUUGAUUUUGACCAAUUUUUGGACACGCUUCUCUUCUUCCUCUCUAAAAUCUCCUUUUUUUUUCCUUCAUUCAAACAAAACACUUUGAAUCUAUGAAGACAUCUUUGAAGAAAUUGCGAGGAUUAGCUACUCUUAGACAUGAAAGGAAAGAACGAAGGCUUCGCCAACCUUCCGAUGAGCUUGCUAUGGCUGCUCAGGAUAUGCAAGAAAUGAAAGAUUGCUACGAUAGGUUGCUUUCUGCAGCAGCUGCAACUGCAAAUGGUGCUUAUGAAUUUUCUGAAUCGUUGCGAGAAAUGGGAGAUUGUCUUCUUGAGAAAACGGCAUUGAAUGAGGACGAAGAAAGCGGUAAGGUGUUACUAAUGCUAGGUAAACUGCAGUUUCAGCUUCAGAGACUUGUAGAUAACUAUCGCUCUCAUAUUAUUCAGACUAUCUCUGUCCCCUCAGAAUCCCUUAUCAAUGAACUGCGCGUAGUUGAGGAAAUGAAGAUGCAAUGUGACGACAAGAGAGAAGUGUAUGAGAAGAUGAUGCAAAAACACAGAGAUAAAGGCAGGGUUAAAGGAAGUAAAGGAGAACAUAUUUCUUCUCAUCAGCUGCAAGUAGCUUAUGAAGACUAUGACGAGGGGGCUAAUGUUUUUGUAUUCCGUAUGAAGUCCCUCAGGCAAGGACAAUCCCGCAACCUUUUAACUCAGGCAUCUAGACACCAUGCUGCUCAGUUAUCUUUCUUCAAGAAAGCCCUCAAGUCCCUUGAAGAGAUUGAGCCACAUGUCAAAUUGGUGACGGAGCUGCAUCAUAUUGAUUACCACUUCCGUGGGCUAGAAGAAGAUGAUGGAGUUAAUGCUGGCAAUGACAAUGAAAACAGUUCCGAGGAUGACUCUGAUGUUGGAUCUGAAUCGCUUGAUGAUGGUGAACUGAGCUUUGACUAUGGACAGAAUGACCAGGUUUAUACAUCAACCCAUUCAAUGGAGUUGGAUAAGGUGGAUGUUGCGGUUUCUGAAGUUGCUUCGAAGGGUGCAUCAAAGGAAAAUCUCAGUAAGAUUCAUGGUGGGAACAGUUUUUCCUUCUUCAGGGAUGUCAACAUCACUAAAUCAGCACCACUUCUGUCUGGGAGGAAACCAGAUCCUGCUGAGGGUGCCGCACGAAUGACUUCGUCACUCUCAAACAAGUUUCAACCAUAUGUUCUACCCACACCAGUGGAGGUGAAGAUUCCAGAAUCAGUGAAAUCGCAUAACAUAGACCUUCAAACAAAGCGGACUAGCCAGACUAGUGGUGUAGUUCAGAAGUGGCAUUCCUCCCCUUUGGAUCAGUUCAAAUAUGAAAAGCUUAUGGCAGGUGAUAAGUUCCCUGGACCUAUCACCGUGAAUACACAAUCAGUUCCCACAGAGAGCAAAAAUAAUGCAAGUACUGGUUGGUUGCCCCCUCCACUGUCAGAAGGCCUAUCAUCUGCACAACGUGAUUUGUCCAAUGCCAAAAAGGUCAAGAGACAAGCCUUUUCUGGUCCAUUGACGGCAAAACCAUGGCCAAAAAAGCCAAUUGUUUCUUCUGGUAGUCCAAUUGCCUCAUCUGGAUACCCUCUGCAUUUUUCUCUGCCUUUCUUGCAUACUUCAACGCCUGAACCUUCAUCGACCCCUAAAUUAUCUUCACGUGCUUCUCUCAUGUCAUCACCUAAAAUAAGUGAGCUACACGAACUACCUAGACCACCAGCUAAAAUAACCACUACAAGACCCUUACGUCCAGUUACUCGUUCAGGACCUUUGGUCUCAAAAGUUCAGGAUUUUUCUCCUACAAACAAAGCAGCAGUAUCUUCAGCUGCUUCUACCCUACCUACACCUCCAGCUCUUCCUCGUAGUUACUCUAUACCAUCUCGGGGUCAGAUAGAAACAUCACUUCAUGUUUCUAAGCCACUGGAAGAUAUGACUUCAUCACCUCCUUUAACGCCUAUAGCCUUGGUGAAGGACCGCCAUACUUCCCCUGCUUCACAGCCUCCAAGCUAGCUAGUCAAAUUGAAGGUGUAACAAAGAGAGCCACCAGGGAUUUUUCUGGCUUCUCGAAGGAGCUUAAUAAUUCUUCUAUCAGUGCAAUUCAGUUAGGGUGAAAGGCAGCAUUUUGCUAGGGUGUAUCCUAAAUCUACAGGUUAAGCCUUCUGUUGCUUCUGAUAUAUGGUGACAAUUUUGUUCUUACCGUUAAGUAUGUCUGUUUGCUUCUCUGGCGAGAUGCAGGCGUUCAUCUUGUUACUAUUCAUAGCUUGUAUGAGACCACAAUAAGUGGCUUAGACAGCUGUUUUGAGAUCUUUGUAAAUAUCUUACUAGUAGUAACCUAUCAAGAUGGAGAAUAGGAAAUUCUAGAGAUAAUAUUUUUUCAUUUGCUUCUUGGUAAGUUGUAACAGAUGGAUAGUUACAGUUUAAUUGAAAUAUCCUAAUAACGUUAGUGGGAGAUUUGGAAUAUUUUAAAGUUCAAA
Messenger RNA from Solanum lycopersicum (tomato), 2462 nucleotides. RefSeq lists its product as uncharacterized. NCBI's taxonomy places the organism in Eukaryota, Viridiplantae, Streptophyta, Magnoliopsida, Solanales, Solanaceae. The record is from RefSeq and is a predicted model, not a curated record.